GUUACGGGAUGUGGCGGACGAGGGUAAGGGUGAGUCUGUCAGGGAGCACUUCGACAUGAGUGGCUUUGGAUGUGCGCGUGGACGUCUGUGGACUGGGCGGCUGAUGGCACUAGCCGUAUGGGCGGUGGUGGGUGUGGCGUGGGCAUCCCCUGUGAGCGAGUUGCGAGCUGAGCACAGAGAGCUGCCGCAGGACAUCCUGUCAGGGCUGCCGGUCGCCUCCCCAGACACAUUCAGCUGGAGCAAACCUGACGGCAGCUACAGGUUCGGCAUGCAAGGCGACGACCAGUGGCGCGUGGAGUCCCGUGACCCUGACGGCACCGUGCGUGGCCGCUACGUCUACAAGACACCGGAAGGACGACUGGUGGAUGUUUCCUACGACUCAGGAUCCCAAGGUUACCGCGCGAGGGGGGAAGCUAUUCCAGGGGGCGCCGCUCCAUUGGACCAGGCACCACUAGAAGACCUCCCCGUGACUCAGAAUCUUGCCUUCCAGAGUCAAGAUCAGGAUCAGGAUCAGCCCCAGCAAGCUCACGACACCAGGGACGAACUAUUGGUCCCUUACGGCGCCCUGCUGCUGACUGAGGUGGAGAAGACGCAGCCCACUGGUGACGGCGUCAUCACUUUUUCUGACGACAGCAACCUAGCCAUCAUCACGGAUAUCCAGGACAGCGACGCACCUCUGAGACCCUCGGCAGUGUUCCCUUUGGUAUUCCUGUCGGACUCUUCAGACCAGAUUGUCGGUCCGCCACUUGUGGAUGAUGAACCUGUCCUUCCUGGAGCCAUUCUAGUGUAGCAACACCCACCACGCCGCCGCGCCGCCUCCCUGCGCCAGGCCAAGCUUGCAGAUUGAAAUGAACUUGAGUUACAUCGUUAAUCACUUCGACGGGAAUGGCAGCAGCGUCUUGUCUUUCAGCCUGAAUGGACAGGUGCUGCGGUGCUGCGAAGAUGAGAGGUUCACAUCGAGACGCUCCGUCACCACCAUUACCGGGACGCGGCACUUAUCAGUCUGAUAAAGCAACUUGAUCCCUCUUCAAACCUGACCUCCACGAAAAACUGAUAGCGAUGAAAAAGGAUCCACAAAACCGUUAUAUGUGUUCAGUGAAGCUAAUCCAAGAAUUCAGAUCUCAUUUAAAACUAUGAUAUAUUCAUAUGCAGCGAGAAACAGCAUCUGAACCACAAUGGACAGUCCUGGCACUAUUGAGUGUUUGCUACAUUGCGUUUAGUUGUAGUGAAGCUUUUUCUUUUCUUUUUUUUUUUUUUUUUUUUUGGGGAGAGUUUUGUGUUUCAGAAACAAGACUAUAUACAAGCUGGCCAUCAUGCUUUUUUAAGAUGGCAGGCACGUUAAGGCUAGACAGAUAUGCCAGUGCCUCGUGACACCGCCUUGCUACCAUCCUCUCCACAGGGCCUGGCAGGAUCUGACGGUGCGGCAUCCACAACUAUGUUACCUAAAGCUUUAAAGGGCAUUUUUCCGUGUUUACCAACCGUGGCAACACGGCGGCCCAGUGUGAGGGUCUCACCCCACAUGUCUUUGUCUCCUGCUGGAGACCCGCUUGUGUGCUGCUGAUGUGAUGUUUGAAAGAAAGUUUAGAGGCAAA
Molecule: messenger RNA, 1592 nt
Organism: Portunus trituberculatus (swimming crab)
Lineage: Eukaryota; Metazoa; Arthropoda; Malacostraca; Decapoda; Portunidae
Exons: 3
Coding region: 56-790 (244 amino acids)
Cellular component (GO): chitin-based extracellular matrix
Molecular function (GO): structural constituent of chitin-based larval cuticle
Source: RefSeq, a predicted model, not a curated record